AGGACAUUUGUCUUCAACUGAACUCCAACACCACCCUCACGACCACGACCCCACGCUCUUUUACCAACCUCAACAAUCAACCACCACCACCAAACAAAACCAAAACACAUACAUAAACAAACAAAACACGUCGCUGCUGCUGCCGCCUGUUCAAAAUGGUCAACCUAAUCUCCCUAAUCGCCCCCGUAAGCUACAUUGCCGUGCUCCUCGGCUCACUGAUCGCCUUCUCCUCGCUCUACCGCAAACGCAAGAACGCCAAAGCCGCGUCGCUCGAGCCCUGGUUUCCGCCGCACACCGCACGCGAUGUGUACCUGUCCCUGCUGCACCAGGACGAGGAGUCCAGCGUGCCCGAUACGCUCCUCAAGGCCGCGUUGAUGCUCCGCGCGAAGGAGGAUAUCCGCCGUCUCAUGGUCCUGCGCACGAGCAAGGGUUCGCUGCAGGGGUUGCUACAGAAGGGCUGCGUCGGUGACGAUCUGUGGACGAGGUUUUCGAGGGCCGAGAGUGAAAUGGAGGAGGAGCUGAGAGAUGUUGUCAUGGAAGCCAACGCCUACAAGGAGGGCUGGGGCCAGCUGAUCUUCCAAACGGCGAACGAGAUGGUGAACCACGACCGCAUUAAGGAACGCGCAGAGAAGGUCGCUACCGAGGCCGAGGCGGAGCGUAAGUGGUGGAACGAGAAGCGGGAGCGCUCUAGCCGCGAGUUGAUGGGUGAAGAGGAGGAGUUUACAUCGGACGACAAUGCCAAUGAUUCGGAUGGCGUCGGAGAGAAGGUCAGGAAGAGGAGGGUGGUGAAGCAAUGAUGAUACGAUAGGUCCCGGUCAAGGUUCUUUUGUUAUGUGCUGUUCGCUGCCGUUUGUUCUGACUUCACUUCUCUGAUUUUCCGGUUUAUCCCUUUGAUAUUGUUUUUAUUGUGGUUGUUCUCGUUGCUGUUGUUUGUCUGGUCUGGUCUGGCAUCAUGGGAUGGGUUGUAAAAUAAGGCGCUUCUCCGGCUUCUGGUUUUAUACGAUGACGGUCUUUCUCCCACGAAAC
This is a messenger RNA of Tricharina praecox, 1026 nucleotides long. Its product is annotated as Sec62/63 complex, subunit Sec66. Gene Ontology annotation, cellular component: Sec62/Sec63 complex. Bases 156 to 797 code for a protein of 213 amino acids. Lineage: Eukaryota; Fungi; Ascomycota; Pezizomycetes; Pezizales; Pyronemataceae. Gene Ontology annotation, biological process: post-translational protein targeting to membrane, translocation. The record is from RefSeq and is a predicted model, not a curated record. The transcript is spliced from 2 exons.